CUUUUUUAAAGCUGAUAGUUUUGAAUUGAAUGAAAAAAAUAACAAUUUUGGAGGAUACAUUCGUUUUCCACAUAGUUGGUCUUAAUCAGAGGUUUAGAAAUAUGGACUGUGCUACCAAAUUAUUUUUAAAAAAAGGAAACAAAUUUUUUUUGUGAAAAAAAUUUAAGUUCUCCCAUUAUCGGCAGAUAAUACUAAUGCAGAUUUUGGUUGACAUAAUAGAAAAGGUGUCAAUUUACACACAAAACUGAAAGAUCUACUCAAGAGAAUGUCUUGGAAUCUGGUUGCAACAUGCAUGUUUUAUCAAAUGCGGUUUAAUACAGCUUCUAGUUCAAUUAAUAUAAAGACCAAAACUUACAGAAGAGCCUAAUGAUGUAGAUAUUUCAUUUGGGGGAACUGCAUAUUUCACAUGUAAAGCUGAUGGUGAUCCUAAACCAGAAAUUAUUUGGUUACACAAUAGCAAUGAAAUAUUGCCAGACCAAGAUGAGAGACACAGUAUUCUAACCGAUGGCACACUUAUGAUAACUGAAGCUCAAGACUUGGAUGAAGGUGUUUAUGAGUGUAUGGCCAAGAGCCCAGCUGGUGAAAUCAAAUCUCGUGCAGCUAAAAUGCAUUACUUAAAAUCAAAGGAAAAUAAACUUAAAGGUAUUCUUUCUUUUACUGAACAACCUACUGAUAGCACAGUUCCUGUUGGAUCAACAAUAAUUUUACCUUGCAGUGCAGCUGGAGAUUCUGAGCCUGUUAUACACUGGACUCAAAAUGGAAUUGCUUUACCACAAAUUUUUCGGUACUAUGUUUCUUCUACUGGUUCACUUACUAUAAAGAAUGUACAAAAAAGUGAUGCUGGAGUGUAUCAAUGUAUUGCUACUACUAAUGAAUCUAGCAUAGCAGUUUCAGCAAGGAUUGUAGUAGAAGCCCCUCCUGUGUUUUUGGAGAGACCAAGGGAUCAAGAGGCAAUUGAAGGAAAUGAUGUGGAGCUUUUGUGUCAAGUUGAAGGAUCUCCCCCACCUUUGCUAUCAUGGUCGAAAGAGGGAAAUUUUAUCACAAGUGGUGGGAAAGUCAAGCUACUGAAAAAUUCCACAGUACUUAGUAUUGAACUUGUUAAUAAGCAAGACGAAGGAAUAUAUACUUGCCAUGCUGAAAAUGCUGCUGGUCAAAGGAAUUCUAGUGCUUUACUUAUGAUUAGGGAAAAAGUGCCGCCUGUAUUUUCUCGCAUACCAGAAGAUCAACAAACUCAUGUGGGUUCCAGUGUUGAACUUCCUUGCCAUGCUCAAGGUCAGCCUUUCCCUUCUAUUAAGUGGAAGAAAGAUGGAAAUGUACUACAGACAGAAUCAGACCAUCAUCGAAUUAAUUCACAUGGAGAUUUAUACAUGUUUAAUAUCCAAAAAACAGAUGCUGGAAUUUAUGAAUGCGUUGCUAUUAAUGAUGUAGGGUCUGCCUAUGUAUCAAUGAAACUUACAGUUGCUGAUGGCCCAUACACCGGAAGACCUGGUGAUCGCUAUGUCAUCAGUGCACUUGAUGAAGCUCGGCAAGAAAUUGAUAAAGCUUUAAAUCAUACACUUUAUGAAUUAUUUGAAGAACCUCAUAAGCGGAUGCCAGGAGAAUUAUUACAAGCAUUUAGAUUCCCUACCAAUGAGGCUAGAGAAGCUGCACGUGCAGCUGAAAUUUAUGAAAGAGCUUUAGAAAUUGUAUGGGAUCAUGUGCAGAAUGGAGCCCAGUUUAAUCUUACGGAAUUUUCAUAUUCGGAUAUUUUAUCGGCAUCGAAUCUGGACUUGUUAGCAAAUCUCUCUGGUUGUCUUAUUCAUCGUGAGUUACCAAGUUGUUCUGAUAUGUGCUUUCAUGGUAAUUAUAGAAGUUUUGAUGGAUCUUGCAAUAACUUCAAUAAUCCAAGAUGGGGAGCAUCACUUACUCCUUUUGUUAGACUUUUGCCUCCUGUUUAUGAAAAUGGAUUUAACACUCCAAUAGGUUGGUCUAAGUCUCAUCUCUACAAUGGAUAUAUUAAACCAAGUGCUCGACUUGUGUCAACAACAGUUAUUUCUACAGAUUUUAUUUCUCAUGACAGCGAAUUCACUCACAUGCUUAUGCAGUGGGGUCAGUUUCUAGAUCAUGACUUGGAUUUUUCCAUGCCUUCCAUAAGUCAUGCAAGUUUCACAGAUGGAGUAGAUUGUGCAACAUCAUGUGAAUUUGCUGCUCCAUGCUUCCCAAUUGAAGUACCACCUGAUGAUAAACGUAUUAAUAGACAUAGAUGUAUGGAAUUUGUUCGUUCUAGCUCAGUUUGUGGAUCAGGUCUUACAUCAGUCUUCUUUAAUACAGUGAAACCUCGAGAACAGGUAAAUCAAUUAACUGCAUUUAUAGAUGCAUCAAAUGUGUAUGGAAGUAAUGAGAGAGUUGCUCGACAUUUACGAGAGAUGAGUAGCAACAGAGGCUUGUUACGAUCUGGAGUACUUAUGCAUACAGGAAAACCUUUGUUGCCCUUCAAUGAUGGCCAGCCUAUAGAUUGCAAAAGAGAUCUGACAGAAAGUACUAUUGAUUGCUUUUUGGCAGGAGAUGUGAGAGCAAACGAGCAACUUGGUUUAUUAUCUAUGCAUACUUUAUGGAUGAGAGAGCAUAAUCGUAUAGCCAGAGAGCUGUUUAAUUAUAAUCCUCAUUGGGAUAAUGAUAAAUUGUACCAUGAAGCCAGGAAGAUAGUUGGAGCUAUUAUGCAACAUAUCACAUAUGCUCAUUGGUUGCCCAAAAUAUUAGGAAAAAAUGGAUAUGAUCAGCUAGGGCAAUAUACAGGAUAUGAUGCAAAUGUUAAUCCAUCUAUUUCUAAUGUGUUUGCAACAGCAGCUUUGCGAUUUGGUCACACUUUGAUUAAUCCUGAAUUAAUGAGACUAAAUGAAACAUAUCAACCUAUUCCACAAGGGAACAUCCCAUUAAGGAAAGCUUUUUUUGCACCUUUUCGCCUGCUGGAGGAAGGCGGACUUGAUCCAUUAAUGAGAGGCUUGAUUUAUGCUCCAGCAAAACUCAAGAAACCAGAUCAGCUUCUCAAUUCAGAUCUGACUGAACAUUUGUUUACACCUGCUCAUUUAGUAGCUCAAGACUUAGCUGCCUUGAAUAUCCAAAGGGGAAGAGAUCAUGCUUUACCUUCCUACAAUGAAUGGAGAAAAUUUUGCAACCUUACAGUAGCUACUACAUUUGAAGAUUUUAGAAAUGAAAUAAAAGAUGUUGUUUUACUUAAAAAACUUGAGCAUUUGUAUAAGCAUCCAGAUAAUAUUGAUCUUUGGGUUGGAGGAAUCAGUGAAGAACCUGUGGAAGAUGCAAAAGUUGGACCAACAUUUUUAUGUCUUCUCAUUGAUCAAUUUAAAAGGGUUAGAUCUGGAGACAGGUUUUGGUAUGAAAAUCCUGGAAUAUUUUCACCAAACCAGUUAAUUCAAAUUAAGCAAAGCUCAUUAGCUAGGGUUCUGUGUGAUAAUGGUGAUAACAUUACAUCUGUUACCCAAGAUGUAUUUACUGUACCCCAUCUGCAAACUCCAAAUUUUGUUCAAUGCUCUGCAGUACCUAAAGUUGAAUUAAGUGUCUGGACAGAAUGCUGCCAAGAAUGCACUGCUUCAAGAAAUAAUGAAAUCAACAGAAUAAAUAUCCGUUCAGUGAGAUCUGUCAAGUAUAAAGAGCACUCUUCAAAACCACAAAUAUUGAAUAAUACAGUUCCAUCCAAGAAAUUUAUAUGGCAAGAUGAUGACUUUGAUGUAGCUGAACAAAGAAUAGAAGGCAUUGAAGAAUUAGUUGGAAAACUGGAGAAGACUGUUCAAAGACUAAGCAGAAAGGUUAGAAAAUUAGAAGUAGAAUGCAAGAUUAGAAAUGAAGGAUCUUGUAUUGAUUCUACAAAAACAAGAAGGCAUUCUGGUGAACUCUGGAAUCAAGACAAAUGCACGAAAUGUCGUUGUGAGAGUAAUCAGAUAACAUGCUGGGUUGAAACAUGUCAAGCUAGUCAUUGUGUGAAUCCAAGACUUAUUGAUGAUCAAUGCUGUCCUGUCUGCUAAGUAUGUAACAUUCAUAUUCCACUAUCAAUCCUUAAAAAGGAAUUUGUUGUAAAUAUAAAAGUGCCUUACUUUUGGUUACCCAAUGGAUUAUGUUUAUUUAUAAUUAAUACUGUUUUUCCAUAAUGGUGUAUAUUAAUUAAUUCUAAAAAUUUUUACUUAUAAGACUUGCUUUCAAGUAAUGUUUAAUACUGAAACAUCAAUAGUAUGUAUGAUAUAAUGUGUGUUAUGUGUUCUAUUGUUUCAGAUGUCUGGUUUAGCAUACACUGCCAACAUGUUGAGAACAAUAUCAGAUUAUAAAUCAUUUAGUUUCUCAUAGGUGAAUUUUGAUAUUUUUUGAAAAUAUUUUUUACGUCUUUUUCAACAUGCUGAAUUUGAUUAGAACAUUAGCAGUUUACAACAUUUCAUAAAACAUUUGCAUUACAUUUCACUGAAAAACAUACUGCAACAGUCAGAAAAAUUUUAUCUGCAAAAUAAAUGUUUUAAAUCAUUAUAAUCAGUUCAGUGAAAGGAAAAUGUUAAAAUUUGCUUUUUUUUUUUUUUUUUUUUUUUUGUUAAAAAAAUAAGCUUCAGCUUAGUGAACAUCAGUAAUACUAUAACAGACAGAAUUUUUACCAUUUUCAAAUUAAUGCCAAAUUAAAAUUACUAACUGGUCUAAAAGAGAGCUCUUGCAACUUACAAAACUUUUGAAUAGAAGUCAUCUUUUUUUUUCACUGCCCAUGUCAAAUUUAAGAUUGUGCACUUUCUUCCCACUUCCAAAUUAAAUUGCUUUUGUACCAGUAUUUCUGUUUAUGCUCACAACAUUAAUAUUUUGUUCCCAUAAAUUAUAAUAUGGCUUUUUGUAUUAGUUUAAACUGCUUUUCAAAAUCUUGUUUUUUCUGUAAUGCAGUUUUUGAGAUGUUUAAUCAAAUGUUAAUAAGUAAUUCUGUGUUAUGAAUUUUCUCUAGUAUACCAAGUAAAAAUUAGAAGUGUAUUUCAUUAUUAUCUUUGUGUCAUUGUAUUUUUCAUAAAAUAAAAUUUUUCUUAAAAAUAAA
Stegodyphus dumicola is the source of this 5050-nucleotide messenger RNA. It is a transcript of the gene Pxn, whose product is annotated as Peroxidasin. NCBI's taxonomy places the organism in Eukaryota, Metazoa, Arthropoda, Arachnida, Araneae, Eresidae. Gene Ontology annotation, molecular function: protein binding; heme binding; peroxidase activity. Gene Ontology annotation, biological process: response to oxidative stress. The record is from RefSeq and is a predicted model, not a curated record.